UCAUUUGUUUUCACUCAAGCAUCAAAGUGACGCUGGCUGAAGACCACACUUCAUCGGUUUAAGAAGCAUCGGAAGCGUGGGUAAAAAGAAAUUAAUUAACCAUUACACUCUGGAGUUAGAAUGUCUCAGCAAUCGCAAAAAAAAGAUGAUGGACUAUUUUGGAUUAUCGAUUAUGUACGUAACUGGGGCUUAGAAACUUGCGUGGUACCGUCAAAUUGGAUUUAUGAAAUUGAAGUUCCUGAUCCUACUCGUGGUGUCGUUGGAGUAAAAAUGGCUUCAUGUUGUUAUUGGCCAACAGACAAUUCUUUGUUAAGAUGCACUCGUAGAGCUGACCCAGAUGGUGGACCUCAUUGAGAAAAUUAUUUUGCAGAUAUUCGAUUCCCAUUUGAAUCUUACAAUUUAGCGAGGCAAAACUUAGACCAGGCUACAAAUAAUUCAGAUUUAGACACACGCCCAGUGCAGGAAGGUGGUAAAGGAGGAAGAACGAAGAAGCCAACUGAGCCAUAUAGUCCUGAAAAUCAUCAGGAAAAGAUUCAAAAGAAUACAAAUCAGAAGAAUAAGAGUCAGAAGAAUAAGAGUCAGAAGAAUAAGAGUCAAAAGGGUAAUGUACAGUCUUCAUCCGAUGAUGAAGGUCCAAGACGUGCUGCCACCAUGCUGGCUGACGCAUUACCAUCAGUACCAAAGCACUUUUUGCCAGCUUCAACUUCAACAGCAUCAGCUUUAGAAGAAUCAUCACCUGACAUGUUUCGUGAGACCUACGUAAGUUUAGAAAACCAAUCGCCAGUAAGCCAAAUUCAAGCAAGUCAAGAACUUCUGCCAGCAAGCCCAAGUGGGUCUUCGAACUUAGAAAGCCUAGACUUGCUGACAAGUCCAAGUGGGUCUCAGAACUUACAUAGCCAAGACUUGCUGGCAAGCUCAACUGGGAGUCGGAACGCCGAAAGACAAGAGACUUAUUGCUCAUCAGACACGGCGAAGUUGAAUAGUACAUCAGUUGGAGUCCAAAACAACUUGAAAAAGGCGAAAAGUAAAUCUCAAGAUACGGAAGAUUUUGUCGACGAGACACCACAAUUCAUUUCAUGCAAUACUACAGAUGCCGAUGUAACGGGCCUAUUGUCAAGUGGUGUAAGUUCGGCGAAUGCAUCUAAUGGUGGCUCAAUGAAUUGGACGAACACUAAGAAAGCAAAUGUCAGCAUAAAUAAUGGUCCAUCCUAUGAGCAUUUGAUGGUCAUGAAGGCUCUUCAGCAAGUAAUAGAGCUGUCAAAAAAGAUUGAUUUGAGAAUAAGAAAUAUUGAAGACAAAAUUGAUCGGAAAAUUACUCCUGAAAUUGAAGGAAAUAAUUGGGAGGGACUUCCACUUAAAGACGUAACUGAAUUUCAAGCAUUUGAGAAAAAGUUAUUGUCGGACCCCCAGACGUUUGAUGCUGUGGUCUUUAAGAAUUACCGUCGGCUUUCCUGUCCUGAUCAACACUCGUCCAAUAUUCUAUCAAUUAUCACCGGAAAUGCAGUUGGCCGGAUGGAGUACUACUAACGGUUGUUGUGCUGUUAUACCUGGCCGUCCAGUCUAUAAGCAACACUGGCAAGAACAUCUGAUAAAAUGAUAAAUGUUUACAUCCAUUGAUUUGAUUUAAAAAAUAAACCGGUAUAAUCUAA
Molecule: messenger RNA, 1649 nt
Organism: Daphnia magna
Lineage: Eukaryota; Metazoa; Arthropoda; Branchiopoda; Diplostraca; Daphniidae
Exons: 7
Coding region: 652-1527 (291 amino acids)
Source: RefSeq, a predicted model, not a curated record